Branchiostoma floridae (Florida lancelet) is the source of this 504-nucleotide messenger RNA. Its product is annotated as putative zinc finger protein 702. NCBI's taxonomy places the organism in Eukaryota, Metazoa, Chordata, Leptocardii, Amphioxiformes, Branchiostomatidae. The record is from RefSeq and is a predicted model, not a curated record. The coding region runs from base 1 to 504 and encodes 167 amino acids. Gene Ontology annotation, biological process: regulation of transcription by RNA polymerase II. The transcript has 2 exons. Gene Ontology annotation, cellular component: nucleus. Gene Ontology annotation, molecular function: RNA polymerase II transcription regulatory region sequence-specific DNA binding; DNA-binding transcription factor activity, RNA polymerase II-specific.
AUGGGAGAAAGAAACAGCGAGGUUGCUAUGGACGAUCACAAAGCUGUGCUCUCUAGAGGAACCAUUCCAUACGAGGAAACGUGUGGAGUAGAAUCUGACCAUCCUCCCACACAAGGCCAUACAGAGCAAGGGGACACUCUCCCGUGCGACUAUUCUACUGCACGGAAGGGAGACCUAGACCGACAUAUGGCUAAACACACUGGCGAAAAACGGUUCAUCUGUGGAAUGUGUGGAUAUAGGUCGGCUCGCAGGUCUUCGUUAAAAUUACAUAUGGGUAAACAUACAGGUGUGAAACCCUAUAAAUGUGACCAUUGCGACUAUUCCUCUUCAUAUAAAUCUGAUUUGGAUCGACACAUAACUAAACACACCGGCGAGAAACCCUUCCUGUGUGGAGACUGCGGAUACAGGACGGCUGACAGGUCUGACUUAACAGUACAUAUUAGGAUACACACGGGCGAGAAACCGUAUAAAUGUGACCAGUGCGACUAUUCCACUGCACAGUGA